ACUCCUCCUACAACACAUCCGAACCUCUCACAAACGGUGUGCGUCGUUCCAUUCUUCUCAGCUUUGAAGCUGGCCCAGUCCUACUGGCCCAAAGCUGCAGCCGAGUUUCCCUCCGCCAUGUCACGACUUCCCAGGGAGCUUUACGCUCCUAACAAAUUCACCUCCGUCCGGAUACACACAUCUCGAAACAGCACCAUGCAGCCUCGCUUUCAGUGUACGAGACCCUCCACCCUACCAUUUGUUCGUCACUUCUCUGCGUCUCCAUACAACAAGGCGAUUGUCCAGCAGAUGAAAGCCUCGGGGGGCAUGCCACCACAGAAGGCUAGGAAAACACAACUUGAUAAUAUGAGCUUGAAGGAUAUGGGUACAGAUCUCGGUCGACUACCAGGGAUCGUCAUCCUUCCUGCUUGGAAAGACCAGACAAAAACAGUUCGUGCAUUAACAAAACUAUACUGGGAAAAGUUAAAACAGACUGGCAUUGGCCUUCUUGGGUUGUUUCAAUUUUAUAAAUGGGACGUACCCAGGCAUCCAAAAACAGGCAAAAAGAUGAGACGGCCGCUUCUCAUGUCCUCUAGAACAGCCAUCGCCCGACAAAUGCACGUAGACCUCAACCAAGCCAUCUCCCAACGCUCGGCAUUGGCAGUCAGCGAAUUGUGUUGCUCGGGCCUAGCCAACGAAUGCAGAGGUCGCUUUGCCCGAGAACGAGAGCAGAGAACCAAGCCAAUCGAUUGGAAGUUGGUGAAGUACAAGGGCAUCCAGUGGCCGUCAUGGUUACAGCGUUGGCCCCUGUCCUUCUUCCUCUUCAAAUCGCCAAUCCGAGUGGUGUCAGACCAAUUGACGGUGAUCCCGGUCCAGAACAAUUCGUUCCUUCGCGAAAUGAUUGUCCGGAUUCGGUCUAUUCAAUCGGUUCAGCGCCCGGGAGAAUCAACACCGACUGAGAUCGACAUCGAAGAGUACGUGGUCUUGCAGCAGCUCAUUAUUGCAGGCGAACUCCAAAACUGGAGGGUGUGGGGCACUAUUCAACCAUCCAAGGAGGAGCUUGAACUUGCCCUCUCAGGCAAACAUAAACAAGGCAACAUCACGGCCGGGCAGGCAUUCAAAGACCGCGUCGCAUCGCUCACUGGAAUGCCGCUGUAAAGAAGACACGGAAAGGCCCGACAAUGCCCUUCUCCACCAGAUUGUUCGAGACUGGCCGAGACUUGUGACCUGGUCUGUCUGCCACCACUCCAGUCAGCAGCCCUCUCUGGGAUCACGAGCGGUGCUCUGAUAUCAAAAUCAAACGCCCUUCCCACACGUUUGAGGCCACCAAAAGUCUAACGAGCAAAUCAAAUCGACCAAGAUCAAGAACCAUGGCAACAUCAAGCCAUUAAGGGGACAAAUGAUCUUGUCUCAGUGGACCGCGCAUCAUACUUGACUACUUGGACAAUCAUCCUCGACCGGCCUAUCAUACCGAAUGCAUGAUUCAAGAUCAAGGCCCCCGAGUGCUUUUCGCACUCACAUUGAAGUCCGCAAUACCAUUCCUCCUUGAUCGUUGUUUUGGACAUGUCAUUGAGAAAAGUGUCGAAAGCGAAUCAUGCACACACCCAGUCUCCCUCAACAUGUCACCGCCAUCAGUACAUUCUCUCUAGAGACAGUCCUUGCAUCUGUUCUGUCAACACCUGUGAACUGUACAUAUCAACAAUUCUCGUGAGCAUAACAAUUCUUGUGAGCAUAUUAGCGAAACUUGAGGAAACCCAACUUUUCCACAAAUUCCAUCCAUAUGUACCAUCAAAUGAAGCACUGUAGUAUAUAAUAUAUGUUCCCAAAAUAAGAUAUUAUCUUUAUUUGUACA
Exophiala mesophila is the source of this 1831-nucleotide messenger RNA. RefSeq lists its product as uncharacterized. Lineage: Eukaryota; Fungi; Ascomycota; Eurotiomycetes; Chaetothyriales; Herpotrichiellaceae. The transcript is spliced from 2 exons. The record is from RefSeq and is a predicted model, not a curated record. The coding region runs from base 118 to 1137 and encodes 339 amino acids.